Trichoderma atroviride IMI 206040 is the source of this 1734-nucleotide messenger RNA. RefSeq lists its product as uncharacterized. NCBI's taxonomy places the organism in Eukaryota, Fungi, Ascomycota, Sordariomycetes, Hypocreales, Hypocreaceae. The record is from RefSeq and is a predicted model, not a curated record. Gene Ontology annotation, molecular function: CoA-ligase activity.
AUGGUCUUCACACCGCCGGCAUACAUUCCUCAAUUGCCAGAAUGUCCAGACUCCAUCACCAUUGAGGAAUUCCUACGUGAUGAAAAGUACGGCAGACUCCCGCUGGCCAAGUCCAGAAACCCGUACACAUGCGGCCUCACGGGCAGGACCUUCACCGCCGCUGAAGUAGCUGAGCGGACAGACCUGCUGGCGCGCGCAAUUGGCAAGCGACUGGGCUUCAACCCUCACGAAGAUACCGAGUGGGAGAGAGUCGUCGCGGUAUACUCAGGCAACGCGAUCGACUAUCUUCCCCUUACGCACGCCAUCCAUCGUCUCUCCGGCAUCGUCACGCCAGCCAGCGCCGCAUACUCUACGCAAGAGCUCGAGCAUCAGCUCCGUACGUCGGGAUCCAAGGCCGUCUUCACCUGUGCACCUCUGCUUGACAGUGCGCUCAAGGCUGCCGACGCGGUGGGAAUCCCCCGAGAUCGCAUCUUCAUAGUGCCUAUUUCGGGCGUCGACAAUCCCGCGUCAUAUGUGACCAUUGACGAUUUGGUCGCCGAGGGCAAGAAACUGCCGCCGCUGAAGCCUCUCCAAUGGAUCAAGGGGCAGGGAGCAAGGCAGACUGCCUAUCUGUGCUAUUCUAGCGGCACUUCUGGCAUGCCGAAAGCCGUCAUGGUCUCCCAUGCCAACGUAAUCGCCAACGUCCUCCAGGUCGUCGUCUUUGAGAACAUCCCCCGCAAGAAAAUCUGCGUCGACACGCAGAAUUACCUUGCAGUAUUACCGUUUUCUCACAUAUACGCACUGGUCCUAGUCUGCACCGUCGGACAGUAUCGCGGCGACCAAGGCAUUGUGCUGCCAAAGUACAACUUUGACGAUCUACUCGGUGCUACUCAGCGCUUCGGCAUUCAGCAGUUAUUUGUCGUCCCGCCGAUGCUCAUCCACGUCAUCGGCAACCCCGACAAGGUCGCCAAAUAUGAUCUCAGCAGCGUGCGCUUCGUCUACUGCGGCGCGGCCCCGCUGGGCCCCGAAGUUGUCGACUCGCUGCUCAAGACGUUCCCGAAAUGGCGUAUUGGGCAAGGCUAUGGCAUGACGGAAUGUUCACCUACCGUCUGCACGACAAACGAACUGGACGUGCUGUCGGGUUCAUCAGGCUCUCUAUUACCCGGAAAGCGGGCCAAGCUCAUUGAUCUUGAGGGAAAAGAGGUUACCAAGUACGAUACGCCAGGAGAGCUGUUGAUUCAAUCUCCGGCCGUUGUUCUGGGAUACUUGAACAAUGAAAAAGCUAAUGCCGAGACGUUUCUCCAUCACGAAGACGGCCGCUGGCUGCGAACAGGCGACGAGGUCAUUGUGCGAAAGUCGGCACAGGGCCACGAGCACAUCAUCGUCGUCGACCGCAUCAAGGAGCUGAUCAAGACAAAGGGCCAUCAAGUUGCUCCAGCAGAACUGGAAGCCCACCUCCUCGCCCACCCCUACGUCUCCGACUGCGCCAUCAUCCCCGUCCCAGACUCUUACGCCGGCGAGGUGCCCAAGGCCUACGUCGUCAAAUCCGACACCGAAUGCACUGGCAAGUCCGACAAGGACGUCGAUGCCGCCAUCCAACAGCACGUACAGGAGCACAAGGCCAAACACAAGUGGCUCGUUGGCGGCGUCGAGUUCAUUGACGCCAUUCCCAAGAGCCCCAGCGGCAAGAUUCUACGACGCCUGCUGCGAGACAAGGAGAAGAAGGCAAGGCAGGCCAAUGGGGCGAAACUAUGA